This is a messenger RNA of Brienomyrus brachyistius, 2535 nucleotides long. Its product is annotated as retinoschisin-like. NCBI's taxonomy places the organism in Eukaryota, Metazoa, Chordata, Actinopteri, Osteoglossiformes, Mormyridae. The record is from RefSeq and is a predicted model, not a curated record. The transcript has 6 exons. The coding region runs from base 78 to 785 and encodes 235 amino acids.
GUCCCGUGGAUUACAAUAAUCCAGAUCCCCCCAUCGCCGUGAGCUGUGGCACCGUUUGGGCUCCAGCGCCAGAGAAGAUGGAGGUCAGCGCUCGGCACAUCCUGUUGUCCCUUCUGCUCCUGGCUGAAGCCCUGACUGGUGCUCUCACACAAGGGGAAGAGGAAGAAGCUCGCGGAACGUGGCAAAGCAAAGCCUGCAAUUGUGACUGCCCGUGGACGCCCACCAUGGCCGUCCCCACUGACACCGUGCUGGCCCCUCCCCCACCCAGAAGCAGCUUAAUGGACUGUAUGCCAGAGUGCCCAUACCACAAGCCGCUGGGCUUCGAGGCGGGCUCCGUGGCUGCUGACCAGAUCAGCUGUGCCAACGAGGACCAGUAUACUGGGUGGUUCUCUUCCUGGGUGCCAAGCAAAGCACGGCUAAACAACCAGGGCUUUGGGUGUGCCUGGCUCUCUAAGUACCAAGACAGUAGCCAAUGGUUGCAGAUCGACCUGAAGGAGGUGCAUGUGGUAUCAGGGAUUCUGACUCAGGGCCGCUGUGACGCAGAUGAGUGGAUGACCAAGUACAACGUUCAGUAUCGCUCUGACGAGAAACUCAACUGGAUCUACUACAAGGACCAAACUGGCAACAACAGGGUGUUCUAUGGGAACUCGGAUCGGUCCUCGUCUGUGCAGAACCUGAUGCGACCGCCUAUCGUGGCACGCUACAUCCGCGUGCUGCCGCUGGGCUGGCACACACGCAUUGCUGUGCGCAUGGAGCUGCUGCUCUGCAUGCACAAAUGCACCUGAAGCCACGCCCCCAUCAUUUCACCACUCCCAUCUUCAGCUAAAGCCCCGCCCCCACCCUUUCACCACUCCCGUCAUCCUCAGCUGAAGCCCCGCCCCCAGCAUAUUACCACUCCCAUCAUCCUCAGCUGAAGCCCCGCCCCCAGCAUAUUACCACUCCCAUCAUCCUCAGCUGAAGCCCCUCCCUCAGCAUUUCACCACUCUUAUCAUCCUCAGCUGAGCUGCAGCCUCUCACACUUGCCAAAGUAGAACAUGCAGCCACCUAAAGUAAUAAUAAUAAAUAAUUCUUUAUUUUUAUGGCACUUUUCAUGCAUGAAUUGCAGCUCAAAGUAUUUCACAUAUGGGACUAAAAUGAGAAACAGUGUUGGAGAAGCUGUAUGAAAUAUGCAACUAAGGUACAGCUCAAUGCAAAUCUAAAAAUAAAUAAACAAAUCAGUUUAGUAGAAUGUGAAAAAAUAAGCAAAGCAAAUAGCAAUACAAUAAACAGAAUAAAAAUAAAAAAAUAAAAAGUCAAAAUAUACCAAAUUGCAUAUAAUAAAAACAGGAAAUAAUUAAAGAGAGCUAAAUUAGAAUCACCAGCAACAAAAAUGUGUAGUAUAGCCUCUGUAACUGCACCCUCAUGCCCCUCCAGAGGGGACAUACAUUUAUAUAGUCCCUAAGACACAUAAUGGAGUUGAAUGAACUUUUAUUGAAUGAACUUUCCCAUUUAUCCUCAUUUCCUGGCUUUUCCGCUUUGGCAAGGAUGGGGCUGCUGAACAGUCGGAUUCAUGUGGUGAAAAGUAGGACAAGCCAAGAUGACAACUACAGAUGUUUAUGUUGAGAGUCUGUCGUCCCUGUUCCUGAAUUCUGCUGUGCGUCGUAGCUGUGAUGUGGUGUGUUGAGAGUCUGUCGUCCCUGUUCCUGAAUUCUGCAGUGCGUCGUAGCUGUGAUGUGGUGUGAUGAGUGUCUGUCGUCCCUGUUCCUGAAUUCUGCUGUGCGUCGUAGCUGUGAUGUGGUGUGAUGAGAGUCUGUCGUCCCUGUUCCUGAAUUCUGCUGUGCGUCGUAGCUGUGAUGUGGUGUGAUGAGAGUCUGUCGUCCCUGUUCCUGAAUUCUGCUGUGCGUCGUAGCUGUGAUGUGUUGUGUUGAGUGUCUGUCAUCCCUGUUCCUGAAUUCUGCUGUGCGUCGUUGCUGUGAUGUGGUGUGUUGAGUGUCUGUCGUCCCAGUUCCUGAAUUCUGCUGUGCGUCGUAGCUGUGAUGUGGUGUGAUGAGAGUCUGUCGUCCCGGUUCCUGAAUUCUGCUGUGCGUCGUAGCUGUGAUGUGUUGUGUUGAGUGUCUGUCAUCCCUGUUCCUGAAUUCUGCUGUGCGUCGUUGCUGUGAUGUGGUGUGUUGAGUGUCUGUCGUCCCAGUUCCUGAAUUCUGCUGUGCGUCGUAGCUGUGAUGUGGUGUGAUGAGAGUCUGUCGUCCCGGUUCCUGAAUUCUGCUGUGCGUCGUAGCUGUGAUGUGGUGUGAUGAGAGUCUGUCGUCCCGGUUCCUGAAUUCUGCUGUGCGUCGUAGCUGUGAUGUGGUGUGUUAACUGUCUGUCUUCCCUGUUCCUGAAUUCUGCUGUGUGUUGUGGUUGUGAUGUGGUGUGCCUUUCAUUCAUCCGAUCAGGGGUGGGUGGGUUGUUACUCUAUUGUCUAGAUGAGUGACCCUGGUAAAAUCAUGAAAAGGGACAGUAAUAUUUGUCAUUAAAGAGAAACUUUCUUGUAUUCUGUCUUAAUGUUUAAUCUCACCA